CGUAUGCCAGUACCCUUAGGAAACUUCAUUUCACAGAAAGUUUAUGAAGGGCGAUUGAAAUCUCGUCAUAAAACCACCAGUCACAACUCCGUGCGGUUUGUGAAUACACCCCGCGGAGUGGAGAAGAAAAAGGGGUCCAGUUGGAUGAAUGAGGCCGAAAUUGACUGCAUCGUGAAUCUCGUUCGAAAUUAUUAUCAAAAGACAGAUUUUUGUAUCAUCACUCCAUACGACUCACAGCGGGUUGCGAUCGAGAGUCGUUUGAAGGUCGAAAAUCUCCCUUGGGAGAAGGUGUUUAAUGUGGAUAGUUUUCAAGGAAACGAGGCCGACUACGUUCUUAUUUCUGUCGUCCGCGCUGCCCACGUAGGGUUCUUGCGUUCCCCACAACGAAUGAACGUCAUGCUCACUCGUUGUCGUCUUGGAAUGGUCAUUGUAUCCAGCAAAUCAUUUCUAAACGCAGUCGCUCGCCGUACACUUCUUGGAAAGAUUGCUGCGUAUUGGACUGCCCGAGAGGGGAAGAAAUCUUGGGUUGAAGCUUUAGAUGUGAUGAACUCCCGCGUUGACCUACCGGGUGUAAUUGCAUUGGCCAAGUUGUCUAUUCACAGCAGAUCAUCUCAACCUGGAGCUACUUGCUAG
This is a messenger RNA of Lentinula edodes (shiitake mushroom), 633 nucleotides long. RefSeq names its product AAA domain-containing protein. NCBI's taxonomy places the organism in Eukaryota, Fungi, Basidiomycota, Agaricomycetes, Agaricales, Omphalotaceae. The annotation marks the transcript as partial. The transcript is spliced from 3 exons. The record is from RefSeq and is a predicted model, not a curated record.